Messenger RNA from Fulvia fulva, 459 nucleotides. RefSeq lists its product as uncharacterized. Bases 1 to 459 code for a protein of 152 amino acids. NCBI's taxonomy places the organism in Eukaryota, Fungi, Ascomycota, Dothideomycetes, Mycosphaerellales, Mycosphaerellaceae. The record is from RefSeq and is a predicted model, not a curated record. The transcript has a single exon.
AUGCCACCAUCAACUGAAAGACCCGAGUACUGGCCAUUGCCAUUCGUCGUCCGCUUCAACCACGAAAACGGCAUCGCGCCCUACAAUGGUGCCGUGGCCAUCACUGCCAAUUCCAAAGCUGUUACCCCGGAGCAAGCUUCCAGAUCCCCUGCUAUCAGUAAAGCUUUCGCCGGAUGUCAAGCUGUGGCCAAGCUGCUCAAGGUCACCGCGCCGAUCAGGAUUGACGUUCCGCAGCGAGCAGACGAGGCGGAGAGUCCGUUUGUGCUGUUUGAUGUUAAUAUGAAGCCGAAUAUGACGGCGCCUGGAAGGCCGGGGAGAGAUGAUCAGGCGAGUUUGACGGCUUUGGCGGCUGCGGAAGGAGGCUAUAAUUCUGCUGAGUUGCUGAGGAUGAUUUUGGGGAGUGCGAGAAAGUUGGAAGAGUUGAGAGGAACGGACCUGCCAAGGUGGAGCGAACAGUAG